AGAUUUGGAUUAAGUGAAUAAAUUGAGAAUAACCCAACAGUUAAAAAAAACCUCUGAGAGAAUAGAAAAGGCAAAGUGAUUCUUCUUCCUAGAAUCCUAGUCUAUAUAAGUUCAAUAAGGUGUUCAACGCACGAAUAAUUCUUGACAGAACCAGAAUAACAUCUUGUCCACCCAAAAUCGAAAACUAAUAAUGGAAGAGAACAAAGCUACAGAGGCCAAUGGCGAUUGUUUUGAUUUCAUCUCGCGCCUCAGUGGCACAGGGCGGGACUUCCUUGUUCGAAAUACUGGUGAAAAAGUCAAAAUCAACACAUUGAAGGGGAAGAAGCUUGGGUUAUAUUUUUCGGGAUCAUGGUGCCGCCCAUGUCAACAAUUUACCCCAAACUUAGUAGAGGUGUACAAUGAACUAUCCUCAAUACGUGAUUUUGAGAUCAUUCUUGUCUCAGCUGAUAUAUAUAUUGAGGCAUUCGAUAGGUAUUUUGCCAAGAUGCCGUGGCUGGCGAUCCCAUUUCCUGAUUCAGAGUGUCUAAAAAACUUGCAAGAAUUGUUUGCUGUCAUUGACAAGGGGAUACCCUAUCUUGUAAUACUUGAUGAGAAGGGGAAGGUUUUGACUGACAAUGGAGUUGAGAUUAUACUAGAUUUUGGCGCAGAAGGGUAUCCUUUUACUCUAGAAAGGAUCAAAGAAAUGAAAGAAAAGGAAGAAGAAGCUAAGAAGAAUCAAUCCUUGAAAUAUCUCUUGGUCACGCCCUCACGCGAUUUUGUAAUUUCAAAUGAUGAAAGGAAGGUACCCAUUUCUGAACUUGAAGGGAAAAUGGUGGGCUUGUAUUUCUUUUAUCCUUCAAACCGUUGGUGCUCCAAGUUUACUCCAAAACUCAUGGAAGUCUAUAAUAAAGUGAAGGAUAUAGGGGAAAGGUUUGAAAUUGUGAUGUUAUGUGUCGAUGAUGAUGAUGAAUUAUUCAGGGAAAGCCUCAGGAGUACACCUUGGUUCGCUCUGCCUUUCACUGAUAAUAGAUGGCAGAAGCUGGUACGCUAUUUUGAGCUCCAAUCGGUACCGUCCUUGGUUAUUAUCAAACCAGACGGAAAUACACUUAGUUCUAAUGCUGUGGAAGCCAUUGAGGAUUAUGGGAUUCGGGCAUAUCCUUUUACACCAGAAAAACUUGCAGAGUUGGCAGAGAUUGAGAAGGUAGAGGUGCAGAAGGCGGGGUGGCCUCAGAAGGUAAAGCAUGCAUUACAUAAUGAGCAUGAACUAGUGCUCACUUGGCGUCGGAGUUUUAUAUGCGCUGAGUGCAAGGAAGAGGGUCGUAAAUGGUCAUUCCGCUGCGAAGAGUGUGACUUGGAUCUCCAUCCAAAAUGUGCCCUGAAAGAAGACAAUAGCACACCGAUGGACACGCAACAAGAGAAGGAAUUUGAAGAAGAAACAGAAGAGGAAGAAGAAGAACCAGCUACAGAGGAACAGUCCUUGAGAUCUAUCUUGGUCACACCUUUGCGCGAUUUUGUACUUACAAACGAUGAAAAUAAGGUACCUGUUUCCGACCUUGAAGGGAAAAUGGUGGGUUUGUAUUUCUAUCAUCCUUCACAUGAUCCAUGCCUUGAGUUUAAUCCAAAACUUAUGGAAGCUUAUAAUAAACUGAAGGAGAUGGGAGAGCGCUUUGAAAUUGUGAUGGUAUGCCUUGAAGAUAAGGAUAAAGAAUCGUUCAAUUUAAGCCUUCGCACCAUGCCUUGGUUCGCUUUGCCUUUUAAUGACAAUAGCUUUUUGAAGCUGGUUCUCCAAUUUCAUAUCAAGUCGUUACCCACUUUGGUUAUUAUUGGACCGGAUGGGAAAACACUUCACUCCAAUGUUGCUGAAGCCAUUCAAGAAUACGGGAUUCAGGCAUACCCUUUCACACCAGAAAAGUUUGCAGAGUUGGAAGAGAUAGAGAAGGCGAAAAAUGCAGCACAAACUCUGGAGUCAAUUUUGGUUUCAGAAAAUCGUGAUUUUGUGAUUGCGAAAGAUGGAACCAAGGUUCCAGUUUCUGAUCUUGUAGGGAAGAACAUCUUCCUUUACUUCUCGGCUCAUUGGUGCCCCGGAUGUCGUAAUUUUCUACCAAAGAUCAUUGAAGCGUACCAGGAGAUCAAGGCAAAGGAUAAUUUAUUUGAAGUGAUUUUCAUCUCUUAUGACCGGGACGAGGCAUCCUUUCAAGCAUUCUUUUCAAGAAUGUCAUGGUUGGCCAUCCCUUUUGGCGAUAAGAGGAGAGAGUCUUUGACUCGCAAAUUCAAAGUUUCUGGCAUCCCCACGGUUGUAGCUAUUGGACGGACAGGCAAGACUGUUGCAACAGAAGUUACUGACCUUAUAGAGGCUUAUGGAGGCCAUGCUUAUUCCUUAAUUUUUCAGGAUGAGAAUAAGGAUGAGGAAGAUGUUGAGGAGUCAGUACAAAAGGAUGAGAAAGAGCUCGAGAAAAAGGUGAAUGAGGAUGAGAAGGGGCUUGAGAAGACAGUGAACGAGGAAGGAACUAUGAUGAACACACUCCUGAGGAAGUUUCUCUCCCUUAUACAGACCAUAGUUGAAUUUUUUCAGAAGUUAUGGUUUUUUUCUUGAAAUAGUUUUUAAUGGCCAUGCUAUUGUUGGCUUGUAAAAGCACUGUAAAGUAAAAAAUAUUGUACAUUCUUGGACGUCUAUAUUUAUGUUUAUAGUGUUUCAAAACACUCUCUGUUCCACAUCAUUUUCUCAAAGUCUUCAUAUGAUUAUGUAUAGAAAAUGCUCCAUAAACUAUUUAACACGAAAUUGGGCUUUAGACUA
Camellia sinensis is the source of this 2773-nucleotide messenger RNA. RefSeq names its product putative nucleoredoxin 1. The record is from RefSeq and is a predicted model, not a curated record. Lineage: Eukaryota; Viridiplantae; Streptophyta; Magnoliopsida; Ericales; Theaceae. Gene Ontology annotation, molecular function: thioredoxin-disulfide reductase (NADPH) activity.